CCAAUAGGAUCAGGGAGCGGGGGCCCGGGACUAGGAAGAGACGGCAGCCGGGAGGGGGCUCCGGGACUAUGGGGCUUCUGACCAUUCUGAAGAAGAUGAAGCAGAAAGAGCGGGAGCUGCGACUGCUCAUGCUCGGCCUGGACAAUGCCGGCAAAACCACGAUCCUCAAGAAGUUCAACGGGGAGGACGUGGACACCGUCUCCCCCACGCUGGGCUUCAACAUCAAGACCCUGGAGCACCGCGGGUUCAAGCUGAACAUCUGGGACGUGGGCGGCCAGAAGUCCCUGCGCUCCUACUGGCGGAACUACUUCGAGAGCACCGAUGGCCUCAUCUGGGUGGUGGACAGCGCUGACCGCCAGCGCAUGCAGGACUGCCUGCGGGAGCUCCAGAGCCUGCUGGUGGAGGAGCGACUGGCCGGAGCGACCCUCCUGAUCUUUGCCAAUAAGCAGGACCUGCCGGGAGCGCUGUCCUCCAAUGCGAUUCGCGAGGCCCUGGAGCUGGACUCCAUCCGCAGCCACCACUGGUGCAUCCAGGGCUGCAGCGCGGUGACCGGGGAGAACCUGCUGUGCGGCGUGGACUGGCUGCUGGACGACAUCUCCAGCCGCAUCUUCACGGCCGACUGAGCCGCUGCCCGCUCCCCCGCCCCACCUGCAGAACUCACACUCCCCACCCCCGCCCAGACCGGACUGUCUGUUGCCCUGGCCCUACCCGGCCCGCCGCUGCGCACCCAAAAGGAAGGGCUGGGGCUGGACAGGCCCCUCCGCUGCUACUGAGGCCGUGGGCCUCGCCCUGUGCUCAGCUCUGAGAAUAAACCACUCCUCGCCCCGGC
Oryctolagus cuniculus (rabbit) is the source of this 829-nucleotide messenger RNA. RefSeq names its product ARF like GTPase 2 (gene ARL2). NCBI's taxonomy places the organism in Eukaryota, Metazoa, Chordata, Mammalia, Lagomorpha, Leporidae. The record is from RefSeq and is a predicted model, not a curated record. Gene Ontology annotation, molecular function: GTPase activity; GTP binding.